Molecule: messenger RNA, 464 nt
Organism: Heteronotia binoei (common prickly gecko)
Lineage: Eukaryota; Metazoa; Chordata; Lepidosauria; Squamata; Gekkonidae
Gene: GRIFIN
Product: galectin-related inter-fiber protein
Exons: 4
Coding region: 24-443 (139 amino acids)
Molecular function (GO): carbohydrate binding
Source: RefSeq, a predicted model, not a curated record
AGGCAGAGAGGGCUCCAAGCACGAUGGUGCUGCGGUUUGAAGCCUCGUUCCCAGAUGGGCUGUGUCCUGGCUGGAACAUGAGAGUCAAAGGUGAAACCAGUUCCCAGGCAAAUGAGUUUCAGAUCAAUUUCCUCUGCGGUGCAGAUGAGCAGAUCGCGUUCCACUUCAACCCUCGCUUCAAAGACUCUGUGAUCGUCUGCAACUCCUUCCUCGACAACCAGUGGGGGCAGGAAGUGAUGGCGGACACCUUUCCACUAGAAGCCAAGCAUCCUUUCCAGAUUGAAAUCUCCUCUGACCAAGACUACUUCCAUGCUUUUGUGAACGACAGCAAAGUCCUUCAAUACGAGCACCGGCAGAAACAGCUCUCGGACAUCUCCAGAAUGCAGAUUCUGAACGACAUCCACAUUUCCUCCGUGGAGUUCACCAGACGUGGUCUCUACUAACGGGCGAAGCAGAACCGAAAC